This is a messenger RNA of Globicephala melas (long-finned pilot whale), 1899 nucleotides long. RefSeq names its product V-set and immunoglobulin domain containing 10 like 2 (gene VSIG10L2). The record is from RefSeq and is a predicted model, not a curated record. NCBI's taxonomy places the organism in Eukaryota, Metazoa, Chordata, Mammalia, Artiodactyla, Delphinidae.
AUGGUGGGUCAGAGGGCCCUGAGCUGACCACUUAGCCUCCUGCAGCGGGUACCCCUCUGCCUGCUGCAUCCAGGGGCCUCAGGCGAGUCAUGCUCAGGCCACGCUGUGCCGGGCAGCCCCAGGCGACCCCAGGACUACCAGAGGAGGCCCCCUCCACCCGAGGAGUGCAGGGCAGCUCCGUGGAGCUGGCUGUGGCUCCCGGCCUGCCCCCCAGCGGUCUUCUGGAGCUUCGCCCCCCAAGGCCCACUGAUUCCGCAGCUCGUGGCUGUCACCAGCAGAGCAGAGUCUAAGGCGGAGGCCGGGGCAUUGGCUCUGGGGGCCGUGAGUGAGCCUACAGAACAGAAGCCUGGUGCUGGGGGAGCUGGGAAGGGGGCCCACGGCCACCUCCUGUGCCAGGCCCGACACGAGGCCGGAGGCCAGCUCCAUACCACCCGCCCCUCCCUUGCUCUGGCCGUGCUGGCUGCGGGGCUUGUGCCCGUAUCAAAGCCUCAGGUGCAGCUGAGCGACCUGUCCCCAGUGGAGGGGACCUCCGUGGUGGCCACAUGUGCAGUGUGGGAGGUCACAGAGCCCGUGACCUUUGCCUGGUAGCAUCAGGCACGAGGCCCUGGAGAGGCCCUGGUAGGGGUCACGAAGCAUCUGAUCCAGCUGGACCCCGUCAAUCGGACACACCUGGGCUGGUAUAUGUGCCCUGCCCACAACACCGUCAACUGGCUGAGCAGUGGAGCCUUCCUGGAUAUCAUCUGGGUGGCUCAGAAAGAGGAGAAGGAAGCAGGCAAUGUCGUCUGGAGUCACACAGCCACCCAGCUCCCCAGCAGCAGGGUCCUCACCUGCACCAGCCAGCACCCAGCCCCGGCUCUGCCUGCCCUCUGCGGAUCACGCCCUCCCCUCUGGGGCCCCACCUGCUGGACCAUGGCCACAAUCAGAGACCAGUUCAUCAUGCUGAGCUGUGAGGGGCCUGGAGCUCCCUGCUGUGCCGAGCUGGUCUGAUGGAUGGCAGCCCACCUCGGCACCAGCAGCCGCUCCUCGCUGGCCGUCCACCUCCUCCAGGCCCAGGACGACCUGGCUGGCAGAGAGUUCACGUGCCUGGGCACUCACCCACUCAGGGUCCCCGACGCCCUCUGCCGGCUCCAGCUAGCCCCACAGCUGGCAGUGGCUGAGCCCUGGGUGUCAGUGCUGGAGGGGGGAGACGCCUGGCUGGGAUGUGCCCUCCUCGGGGGCACGCCACCUGCCCAGCUCCUCUGGCUGGGAUCCCAGCAACGGCAGGUGGAGCCAGGCACUUCGGGGUUCAUGCUGCACCCUGAGGGUGCCCAGCUGCGCCUGAGUGUCCGGGAUGCGCACCCAGCACGCCACACCUGCCAGUGCAAGGCCCGAAAUGCCUUGGGCAACAGCAGUCGGAGCAUCCUGCUGUAGGUGCUGAGUGACUACCCGCAACGUCACCUCACCGUCAGCCGCCUGACCUACGGGAGACGCCAGAGCGAGGUGCAGCUGCCAUGGGCCGUCCGAGGCCCCGGGGACGCAGAGCAUCUCUUUCCUGGGGCUUGGGAGACCGCAGCUGGUGACAUAGAGCCGGAGAGCAGUGGCCGGCGGCCGGGGGGCUUGGACCCGGGGGUCCUCUAUGCCUUCCACGUCCUGGCUCUGAAUCACCGCACAGCUGGAUACCCCUCUGAGGUGAAGACACCAGGUACCACCCCCUUCAGCGCCUAUCCUGCAGUGCUGGAUGCGGCAGGCACAGGAAUGGUAGUGGCAACGGACUCUCUGCUGGUGUUCCAGUAUGCUGCCCGGCACCUGGACACCUUCCCCUGCACUGAACCACUACCCACCACCCCAGGUUCGCAUCCUGCACAAGAAUCCCCGGGGGCUCCAGUAAACAUCACCAUCACAGUGACUGCCAAACCAUAA